Molecule: messenger RNA, 1665 nt
Organism: Myotis brandtii (Brandt's bat)
Lineage: Eukaryota; Metazoa; Chordata; Mammalia; Chiroptera; Vespertilionidae
Product: cytoplasmic polyadenylation element-binding protein 4
Exons: 1
Coding region: 499-1650 (383 amino acids)
Source: RefSeq, a predicted model, not a curated record
UAUGUGAGUGAAUCUAAACUGCUGAGGAAGACCAUAUGUGAUUGUUAAAUUAUAUAUAUAUACACAUAUACAUAUAUAUAUUUUUUACUCCGCGCAAUGCUUAUUCUUCUACAUCCAUAGAUGCUUGAGAAGCUGUGUUUUUGUCAUUCAUGUAACACAUUUUCCUUUGGAAAAAAAGAAAGCGCCUAUUUUACUAACCAAAGACUUGGUUUUUACCCUCUUCGUUUUUAUUCCCUCCUAGAAAGAAGCCCAUUUUGGAUGAGAUUUGGGUGUUUUUUUUUAGUGUGUUUUUCUUUUCAGAGACCAGAAUUCCAAAUCAGAGCUAUUUAGGGUGAUAAGCUGCAAUCUUUGAGCUAGCUAUUAAUAAGACAUUUCAAACAAACAAAUAUUUUGGGUAGAGGUUACAAAGGCGUGAAACAUCAGGUUGUCGUGUUUUUUUAGUUUUUUUAAAUUUUUUGUUUUUUUAUUAUUGUAAGAUUCUGCUUCUAAAAAUAAUAAAUGGGGGAUUACGGGUUUGGAGUGCUAGUGCAAAGCAAUACUGGGAAUAAAUCUGCUUUUCCAGUCCGAUUCCACCCGCAUCUGCAGCCUCCACACCAUCACCAAAAUGCCACCCCCAGCCCUGCUGCUUUUAUAAAUAAUAACACAGCUGCCAAUGGCAGCAGCGCCGGCUCAGCCUGGCUCUUCCCUGCUCCGGCUGCCCACAACAUCCAGGAUGAGAUCUUGGGGUCAGAAAAAGCCAAAAGUCAGCAACAGGAGCAGCAAGACCCCCUGGAAAAGCAGCAGCUCUCCCCCAGCCCGGGUCAGGAAGCUGGAAUACUGCCUGAAACGGAGAAGGCGAAAUCGGAAGAUAAUCAAGGGGACACUUCUUCAGAAAAUGGCAAUGGGAAGGAGAAGAUCAGAAUCGAGUCACCCGUGUUGACAGGGUUUGAUUAUCAAGAAGCUGCGGGGCUCGGUGCUUCCACCCAGCCCCUGACGUCCAGCGCCUCAUCUCUGACUGGCUUCAGUAACUGGUCAGCGGCCAUCGCGCCCUCCUCCUCUACAAUCAUCAACGAAGAUGCCAGUUUCUUUCACCAGGGAGGGGUCCCCACUGCUUCGGCUAAUAACGGUGCUCUGUUGUUUCAGAAUUUCCCCCAUCAUGUCAGCCCUGGCUUCGGAGGCAGCUUCUCCCCGCAGAUCGGGCCUCUGUCCCAGCACCACCCUCAUCAUCCUCACUUCCAGCAUCAUCACAGCCAGCAUCAGCAGCAAAGGAGGUCUCCUGCCAGUCCCCACCCCCCACCUUUCACACAUAGAAAUGCUGCUUUUAACCAGCUGCCUCACUUGGCGAAUAAUCUUAACAAGCCCCCCUCUCCAUGGAGCAGCUACCAGAGCCCCUCUCCUACACCCUCUUCUUCCUGGAGCCCGGGAGGUGGUGGAUAUGGUGGCUGGGGAGGUUCCCAAGGCCGCGAUCACCGCCGAGGGCUGAACGGAGGAAUAACGCCCCUGAACUCCAUCUCGCCUUUGAAGAAAAAUUUUGCAAGCAAUCAUAUUCAGCUCCAGAAGUACGCUCGCCCCAGCUCUGCCUUUGCUCCUAAGUCCUGGAUGGAAGACAGCUUGAACAGGGCUGACAACAUUUUUCCUUUUCCGGUAAGAUUGUGUUCCACUAACAGAUAAACAUGAAUAAGGAAA